GGCUGGGAGAGGCACCAGGCAGGGAAGAUGGGCUCUACAGCCUGCCUGUAGAGAGCUCUAAACUCACAGGACCUUCUCAGGCCCCGCCCAGAAGCCCACCAGGGUGAGGAAACAGAGGCUCUGGGAGCUCUUUCCUGAAGCCACUCGCUGUCCGCCGGGCCGGUGGCGUUCACCCCGCACCGCGCUGCCCCGCCCGGGGCACUAUGGCCUGGGGCUGGACUAUGCCUUCCCCACCUCACCCGGCGCCCCCCACCCACUCGCGCUGAGGGUGCGGUGAGCUGAGUGCCGGGCCAAGCAUGUUCCGGCGUCGACCUCGCCCAGGGGCCCAGGAGAUGGCGCCCAAGAGGCUCCCUGGCGACGGCGACUUCCGACGCAGCAGCGACCCGCGGCUGCCCAAGAUGACCCCGCCCGCGCUCCGAGCGGCCCUGGGCGCGCGGGGCUCCGAAAGCUCGAGGAUCCCGGAGGGCGGCGCCGCGUGGUGGCCGGAAGGGGACGCCGAGCCCGGGGUGGGCGUCGGACUCCUCCCGCCGCGCCUGCCCGCCCUGCUCACCGAGACCCGGCGGGCCGUGCGGAAGCGGGGGCUGCUGCGGUCCCUGCUGCUGCCUCUCCUGCUGUCGGCCGGCGCGUCCCGGGAAUCGGCGCCCAGGCAGCCCGGGCCUGGAGAGCGCGAGCACCCCCGGAGGGGCGUGGCCAGGGAGGACCCCGACUUCUUGGGCGCCUUCCUAGGAGAGCUCCUCCCCAGCAGGUUCCGCGAGUUCCUGCACCAGCUCCAGAAGUGCGCCGAGGAGCCGGAGCCACUGACAUCCCCAGCACCGCAACAUCAAAGGGGUGUGUUAGAGCACUGCCCAGGGUCUCCGCGGUGUCCCAGCUGUUCGUUCCUCCCAGACGUGUGGGGCCAGUCAUCGCAACUCCAGGAUAGUCUUACGAAGAUUUCGCUCCAGCAGACACCUACUCUGGGGCCCCUGAAGGGUGAUCACUCACAAUUCACCACUGUCAGAAAGGCCAACCACAGGCCCCACGAUGCACAGGUCCCCAAGCUCAAGGCUGCCCUGGCCCACAACCCCUUGGGGAAAGGCUCUAGGCCCUGCAGGCGGCGUUGCCCUUUCCGGGUGCGAUUCGCUGACGAGACCCUGCAGGACACAACGCUCCGCUACUGGGAGCGCAGAUGCUCAGUCCCCACAGCCUACAGUGGCUGGAGGAGGCCCAGAUGCCAUUGGAUGCAUCUUCCUUCGACAUCCAUGAAGGCAGACCUCGAAGCCUGCCUGAGGAGGUGCCCAGAAAAGCCGGGAAGAGGAAACUUUCUCUCUCCUGGAGACAGUUGGCACUGCCUGGUCCAGCAAGGAAGCUAAGAGCUACCAGACCCUGGAUGUAAUGGUGUCCGUUUUGCAGUUCCCACCUCUUCUCAGGAUCCAGCAGCCCCCAGGGCCCCCAACAGUCAACGUCCUCUAGCUGUUUAUUGAGCACCUACUAUGUGCAGUUUCAGGAAAUGUCUGCCUCAAGGUCUAGCUGUAGGCGAUGCCCUGCAAACCUAGGACCUUCGCUGAUUUGGGAGGGAUCUGAUGCAAUCCCCUUAGCAUCACAGGAAGCCGGAGUUAGAAGCUGUGAUUUUUGCCCAACUUCUGUGUGUUUGGUGGGGAAACCAAGGCCCCAGAAGCAGAAUGGGCUUGUGUGGGUGACACAGAGCCACAAAUAGAAGCCAGAGUGCCCCCGGGCCCCUCCUGGGAUUCCAAGGCCAGGACAAGCCCAGGAGAAACAAUUUCACGUGAAUAGCAGUUGGUGCAUACAGGAGAUGAUUCCGUGUCAGCCACUGGCCAUAACGAGCUAUCAUG
This is a messenger RNA of Symphalangus syndactylus (siamang), 1829 nucleotides long. It is a transcript of the gene C3H9orf50, whose product is annotated as chromosome 3 C9orf50 homolog. The record is from RefSeq and is a predicted model, not a curated record. NCBI's taxonomy places the organism in Eukaryota, Metazoa, Chordata, Mammalia, Primates, Hylobatidae.